GCGGGUCCCAGGCGCCUGCGUGUUCUAACUAAGACUACCUUUUUCUCUUACGAUGUGAACUCGGUAUUUUCAGGCUCUUAAUUACUGUUCAAAUUGAAAUAACACGGAGGAAAAUACAAGGUUCUCAUUAAAUUUAGGAAUUCUAGGACCAGUUGAUUGAAAUUCCUUCGAUCCCUGCUCUAUACAGGGUAGACAAUGGAAGACUUCCCCCUUGCCCUGGUGAUAGCCAGCCAAGAGGAGGUCUACAGAGACAACAAUGUUCUAUUCCGUCUAGUUCGCCCAGCACCAGAUGGAGCUGGGGUUCAGUCGACCGACAGACUUGUCAAUGUUGUUCCUUUCAGAAGAGUCUACUGCUUUGAACGCAAACAUGAAAUUCAUGAAUUCCGACAAGAAAUGCUGAAGCGGCCACUCGUGAUUCAACCAGUUCUUCAUUUUGGCCGAGGCCUAUUUGACAGCUGUGGAUGCUGUUACACUGAUGAAUCUUGGGUCGUCAUGAUCAACCAAACUCAUCCAAAGAUUUUGAGCCGGCUGCAGAUGGGCUUGGACUGUGCUAAAGCAGGAAUUGAGAGAGGACAGUCGGUUGAAGUGAAGUUUUGCUUUGGGGACUUGAUACAACGUGUUUACAAAGAGCAUCUGGCACAGAAGGAGCUCGGGGAAGCAGAGACAGGAUAUGAUGCUUGUUUAGCCUCGCUGAGGUACGCAGAGUGGGAGUACUGUGAUGUGGUCAUUCGCCACCAUGGCUAUGCCGUAAAGCUUGGGAGGACACCUGGUCUGAUGGAACUAAAGACCAUGACUCAGACGUGGACGUUUGAUGACAUAGGCAUGCAUGAAAUGCUGUGGAGUCAGGUCGGGGAUCAAAUACCACCCAGACCGCAUUUGUCAGCGGUCACAGAGGAUGAAAUCCGGGCUGUUCUACCGUCAUGGACAAUAAACUCUGUGUCCCCACUGGAGAAUAUUGGAGAUGAGGUGCCGCAACACACUUACAGCUACGAACAAGCAGGAAGAUUGUAUGAAAGCUUCAGAAAGAAGAAACGGCAACGAGGGCAGCAGGGAGCAAACGCUGACAGGGACAAGCCUAGUUAUGGGCGAACUCUUCCUCAGAACCCUACUGAAGAGUUGGGAGCUGUUGGGGGUGAGCCACCAGCAGUAGAACAUGACUUUGGUAUGUACGAUGGCGCUGAAAAGAUGCCGUCUCAGUCUAGAAGACGGUAUCAAGAUGAAAGCAGUCAGCGUGAGGAUUACGCUUAUUCAGAGCAUGAAAUGUACUAUAACGAACCUCAUGCUAGCCCUCACCCAAGGGGUUCAGUUUCUACACAGCAAGAUCGUUACCAACAUGGGGCAUCGCCUCCUCCCCCUCAAUAUUCAACGCUUCAAGUCGACAAAUAUGGACACCUCGACGCUAAUGUGCAGAUUGUGAACCCUUCAAGACCUGGAUCAUCAGGGGCUUAUUCUCCCUCGUCUCCCCUCUCACCAACCGCGCCCCCAUACAACCCCCCGUACAGCCGUCCUCAUGGGUCAGAUCCAGCUCACUUUCAACAGGUCAGGACUUAUGAUGGCUAUCUUAAAAAACAGGACAGUGACCGCUCCUCUCAUUCCACUAAUGCUGACAGUGGCUACUGCGCUGAUGCAGAUGGUCAACGUUCCAGAGGUGGUUCGUAUGACCUUAAUGAGUAUUCUGUCAAAACCAAAUUGGAUGUGCAUGGACAUUGGGGCAACGAUACCACUCCUCUGGGAGAUAUCAGUGGCUCCCCUAGUGGACUGGAAAAUGCCGGUUUCAGAUAUGAUGACAAUGAUGGUGGUUUUACUGAAGAUAUGGUGAUGCGGAAGCAUAAGGAACUGGCUCAGAAAAUGUUGCAGCAGCAGAGCGGGCCCCAGUACAGACCGGAACCAGCCAUCCAUAAGUCUCAAGGACAUCAUUUCUCACAGAAUAGACCUCCACACAGCAUGGGCUCCUCAUCAGGCCAGACCCCACCGCGACCAAAGGUGAAACAGAAUGAGCAAAUAGCUGAGAGUUUUAUUUAGAUAUCUGUGACAACUGACUAAGCAUGGCGUGUAUUUGAUGAUUGUUCUUUACCCACCAAGUGUCACUAGCAAAUUUGUUACGACGCGGUGGAAUCAGGCGCUUAUCAAUUUUGGGGUAAAUGGAGUUAUUGGUAUUGCCUUAAAGGUAG
Molecule: messenger RNA, 2171 nt
Organism: Aplysia californica (California sea hare)
Lineage: Eukaryota; Metazoa; Mollusca; Gastropoda; Aplysiida; Aplysiidae
Exons: 7
Coding region: 196-2022 (608 amino acids)
Source: RefSeq, a predicted model, not a curated record